AUGCUAACAAGGAACUGCCUGCUGCUGUUCCUGUGGAUUCUUGUCGACGCAGGCUCAGUCUCCUCUUUACAUCCACCUUCACCGCCACUAGGACGGAGCAGGACAGGGAGGGAGCACGCCAGGAGCUUGGUGGGCCCGAUGAGGAAUGGGGCAGCUGGAUUUCAGCGGGUCAAGAGGGGCUGGGUGUGGAACCAGUUCUUUGUACUGGAGGAGUACAUGGGGUCAGACCCGCAGUACGUGGGCAAGCUGCACACUGACCUCGAUAAGGGGGACAGUGCGGUGAAGUACACUCUCUCGGGGGAAGGGGCUGGCUCCAUUUUCACAAUUGACCAAACAACGGGGGACAUCCAUGCCUUAAGGAGUCUUGACAGGGAGGAGAAGCCUUACUACACUCUGCGAGCCCAGGCUGUUGACAUCAACACCAAUAGGCCCCUAGAGCCUGAAUCUGAAUUUGUAAUCAAGGUUCAAGACAUCAACGACAAUGAGCCAAAGUUCCUGGAGGGACCGUACACAGCCAGCGUCCCUGAGAUGUCACCAGUAGGGACGUAUGUGACACAAGUGACAGCCACAGAUGCAGAUGACCCUACCUAUGGAAACAGUGCCAGAGUGGUAUACAGCAUCCUCCAUGGCCAGCCAUACUUCUCUGUUGACCCUAAAACAGGGGUUAUAAAGACAGCCCUGCCCAAUAUGGACAGAGAGGUGAAGGAACAGUACCAGGUAUUAAUCCAGGCCAAGGACAUGGGGGGCCAGCUAGGGGGGCUGGCCGGGACCACCACCGUCAACAUCACCCUCAGCGAUGUCAACGAUAACCCACCCAGGUUCUCUAAAAGUUUUUUUCACCUGAGAGUUCCUGAGUCUUCUGCAGUGGGGUCGGCUGUGGGUAGAAUCAAAGCCCAUGACUUGGACAUUGGGAAAAAUGCCGAAGUGGAGUACACCAUUGUGCCAGGUGAUGGAGGUGCCAUGUUUGACAUUACCACCAAUGAACACAACCAAGAGGGGAUCAUCAUUCUCAAAAGGCCUCUGGACUAUGAAACCAAGAAAGCGUACACCUUUAAGGUCGAUGCCUCCAAUGCUCAUCUGGAUCCACGAUUUCAGAGCUUUGGGGCCUUCAAAGACACAGCUACAGUGAAGAUUAACGUUUUGGAUGUGGAUGAGCCCCCGGUGUUCAACAAACCCUCCUAUGUGAUGGAUGUGUAUGAGGACACGCCUGCGGGCACCAUCAUUGGAGCGGUGACGGCACAGGAUUUAGACGCCAGCAGCAGUCCAGUCAGGUAUUCCAUCGACUGGAAGAGUGACUUGGACAGCUACUUUGACAUUGAUCCAGUGGAGGGAACGAUUUCCACAAACGAACUCCUUGACAGAGAGAGCAUUGCCCAGCACAAUAUCUCCAUCGUGGCGACCAAACUUAAUAGUCCAGUUCUGACCAGUCGGGUGGCCGUCACCGUUCACGUGUUGGACAUCAACGAGUUCCCACCUGAACUCGCCAGUCCUUAUGAAACCUUUGUGUGUGAAAAUGCAAAAAUGGGACAGGUGAUUCAAACCUUCAGUGCAAAAGACCAGGAUCUACCGACUUCUGGACAACAGUUCUCCUUCAAAUCGCCAAAGGAGGAUAUGAAAAACAACAAGAAUUUCACCAUCCGGGAUUUCGGGAAUAACACAGCUGGAAUUGUGACAAAGCGGAGUGGCUUUAGAAGACGUUUACAGGAGAUCUAUUUCCUUCCCGUGGUGAUCGAAGAUAACGGCUACCCACCGAAGAGCAGCACAGGCACCCUGACCAUCCGUGUAUGUGGCUGCGAAUCAGAUGGAUCCCUGUUAACUUGUAGCGCAGAGGCCAUCUUCCUCCCUGUGGGUCUCAGCACAGGAGCUCUGAUUGCCAUUCUUCUAUGUAUCACCAUCUUGUUAGUUAUUGUGGUCCUUUAUGUGGGCUUGAGACGGCAGAAGAAAAAGGAAACUCUCAUGUCAUCCAAAGAGGACAUCCGGGAUAAUGUGAUCCACUAUGACGACGAAGGAGGGGGCGAGGAGGACACGCAUGCGUUCGACAUGGGGACACUUCGCAAUCCCAAGGUUGUCAAAGAGAACCUGUACCGCAGGGACAUCAAACCUGAGAUGAAGAGAGAUCCCAGGCCGCCUGUCUCUCAGGACAGCGCCGACAUCCGAGAUUUCAUCAACCAGCGUCUGAAAGAGCACGACAUGGACAACGCAGCCCCUCCCUAUGACUCCCUGGCCACAUACGCUUACGAGGGCGACGGCUCUGUGGCCGAGUCACUCAGCUCCAUUGAUUCCCUCGCUAUAGACCUUGAGGAGGACUAUGAUUACCUCAAUGACUGGGGGCCCCGCUUUAAGACAUUGGCAGGGAUAUUUGGGGAGCAGUCAGAAACUCAGUCGGACUCAAAAACCACAGAGAACACACAUUGA
Messenger RNA from Toxotes jaculatrix (banded archerfish), 2415 nucleotides. Its product is annotated as cadherin-12-like. The transcript has 11 exons. Gene Ontology annotation, molecular function: cadherin binding; calcium ion binding. The record is from RefSeq and is a predicted model, not a curated record. Bases 1 to 2415 code for a protein of 804 amino acids. Gene Ontology annotation, cellular component: catenin complex; plasma membrane; adherens junction. NCBI's taxonomy places the organism in Eukaryota, Metazoa, Chordata, Actinopteri, Toxotidae. Gene Ontology annotation, biological process: homophilic cell-cell adhesion; multicellular organism development; cell morphogenesis.